CAGGAUAACAGCACAACCAGCCCGCGCUUCCCGCUGCCUCUGGCGGGGAAGGGAGGCGGCCCCGGCCCGCCCUGAGGGAAAGAAAGGCGAGGAAACACAGCGCAGGAGGGAGAGGAGGAGGAGCCGAGCCGCCUCUCUGACGGGAGAAGCAUCUGACAGGAGGGAGGGAGGGAGAGCAGGUGAAGCCUGCGAGGGAUGGAGACCGCCGGGGCCGCGACGUGGAGAGGAGGGGAGGAGGGCCAUUAAGCAGGGCGAGGCGAGGCGAGGCGGCGGCUUCUUUCGCGGCGACACCCGGAUCCAGGAGGAUGGGGAACGCGGACUCGAAGCUCAACUUCAGGAAGGCGGUGAUCCAGCUCACCACCAAGACCCAGCCUGUAGAGGCAACAGAUGAUGCCUUUUGGGACCAGUUCUGGGCAGAUACAGCUACUUCAGUCCAAGAUGUCUUUGCUCUAGUUCCUGCUGCAGAAAUCAGAGCUGUGAGGGAGGAAUCCCCUUCAAAUUUGGCUACUUUAUGUUAUAAGGCAGUGGAAAAACUGGUACAGGGAGCUGAGAGUGGCUGUCAUUCUGAGAAGGAAAAGCAAAUUGUUCUGAAUUGCAGCCGCCUCCUGACCCGUAUUCUACCCUAUAUUUUUGAAGAUCCUGACUGGAGAGGUUUCUUCUGGUCAACUGUUCCUGGGGCCGGACGAGGAGGGGGAGAUGAAGAUGAUGAAAAUGCUAGGCCAUUAGCUGAGUCACUGCUUUUAGCCAUUGCAGAUUUGCUGUUCUGCCCAGAAUUCACUGUUCAAAGUCAUCGAAAAAACAAUGUGGACACAGCUGAGGAUAUCCAUGCAAUUGAUAGCUGUGAAUACAUCUGGGAAGCUGGUGUUGGGUUUGCUCAUUCCCCACAACCAAACUACACCCAUGAUCUAAACAGGACAGAGCUUUUGAAACUCCUACUGACUUGUUUCUCAGAGGUCAUGUACCUACCCCCCUCCUCAGACAGUGGCAAUACUAAUCCUUGGGUCCAGUUCUUUUGCUCCACUGAGAACCGGCAUGCACUUCCACUGUUCACUUCCCUCUUGAACAUCGUCUGUGCUUAUGAUCCAGUGGGCUAUGGAAUUCCUUAUAACCACUUGUUGUUCUCGGACUAUCGUGAACCCUUAGUGGAGCAAGCUGCCCAAGUCCUGAUAGUUACGUUGGACUAUGACACUUCCACCAGCUCCAGUCCAACAGUAGAUGGCACUACAACUGGCACAGUCAUGGAUGACAUUGAUCCUCCAGGACCAGACAAUCUGUUUGUCAAUUACUUGUCCAGGAUACACAGAGAAGAGGAUUUCCAGUUCAUUCUGAAGGGAGUGGCCCGUCUUCUCUCCAACCCACUGCUCCAAACCUAUCUGCCAAAUUCGACCAAAAAGAUCCAGUUCCAUCAGGAACUUUUGGUUCUCUUCUGGAAACUAUGUGAUUUCAACAAGAAAUUUCUCUUCUUUGUGCUGAAGAGUAGUGAUGUCCUAGACAUCCUGGUGCCAAUUCUUUACUUCCUAAACGAUGCCAGAGCAGAUCAAUCACGAGUUGGUCUAAUGCAUAUUGGUGUCUUCAUUCUUUUGCUAUUGAGUGGGGAGAGGAAUUUUGGUGUUCGCCUGAACAAGCCGUAUUCUGUGCGAGUACCAAUGGAUAUCCCUGUGUUUACGGGGACACAUGCAGAUCUUCUUAUCAUUGUCUUUCACAAGAUUAUCACCAGUGGACAUCAGAGGCUGCAGCCCCUUUUUGACUGCCUUCUCACCAUUAUUGUGAAUGUGUCUCCAUACUUGAAGUCUCUUUCCAUGGUAGCUGCUAACAAAUUACUGCACUUGUUGGAAGCAUUUUCAACUACCUGGUUCCUCUUCUCCACUGUUCAGAACCACCACCUUGUCUUCUUUUUGCUAGAGGUUUUCAACAAUAUCAUCCAGUAUCAGUUUGAUGGGAACUCCAAUUUGGUAUAUGCCAUUAUCCGCAAGAGAAAUGUGUUCCAUCAGCUGGCUAAUCUGCCUACUGACUUGCAGUCUAUCCAAAAAGCUUUGCAACGCAAAAAGAAAGCCCCUGAACCUAUAUCUCGCACCAAUUCUCAAGAAGGAAUAUCAAUGGAAGGGUCACGACCCGCUGCACCUGCUGAGCCCGGGACACUGAAGGCUAGCCUAGUAGCAACUCCAGGCAUUGACAAACUCACUGAAAAAUCGCAGGUAUCAGAGGAUGGGACAAUGCGCUCGCUGGAACCAGAGUCUUCACAGUCUCCAGCAGAAGGCAGCCCUCCUGGCAUUAUCAGCGAUACUGAAUCGUGGAGUGGGGAGUUAUCCCAGCCCAAGAGGGAACGACGGCGCCUGUCCAGCGCAUCCAUAGCCGGACAGUGGAAUCCAACUCCUGAGUGGGUAGUAUCUUGGAAAUCAAAGCUGCCCCUGCAGACAAUCAUGAGGCUAUUACAAGUCUUGGUCCCCCAAGUAGAGAAGAUAUGCAUUGACAAGGGCCUCACAGAUGAAUCUGAGAUUCUGAAGUUCUUGCAGCACGGCACAUUGGUGGGUCUGCUUCCUGUUCCUCAUCCUAUCCUGAUUCGCAAAUACCAGGCAAACUCUGGUACUGCUAUGUGGUUCCGUACCUAUAUGUGGGGAGUUAUUUAUUUGAGGAAUGUGGAUCCUCCCAUCUGGUAUGACACAGAUGUGAAGCUGUUUGAAAUUCAGCGAGUCUAGAGUGGAAGAGAACGGGCACUUUGCCUCUGUUCAGAGGAAAACACUGGAAGCAAGAGUCUUGCUGAGCGCUUCUUCAUCACAGCUCUUCCUUCAUUUCACUGCCUGCUGAAUUAUCCAAAGGACAAUCACUUCCAUUUACUGACCUGCCACUUUAAAAACUGAGAGUCUCACUCUAACAAUCUUUUUUCCUGCCACCCAAGGGAUGUUGGUGGAAGUGUAUACAAGGAAAGGCAGCUUGAGUGGUUACACCAAAAGCCAGACUGUGUCUCACCAAGUCCUCCUUGGCCUUUUGCCUGCAAUUCUGAAUCUUUCAAUUUCCCAGUCAGAUUCAGCCUUGAAAUUUAAAAGACGUUGAAUGUAAAAGUUAUAAAAGUAGACCAAUGAAAAAGAAGCACUACUGUAGUAGGUAUUUCUGUGGUUCUUUUCCAAAGAAUGUAUCCUAACACCUCUCCAUGUUGCAGCUUCCCCUUGCUGCUAUCUUGCUUUACUGCACCUAGGGAGGUUGGGAUAAUAGCUUCAUUUAUUAAGUGUGUGUGGUAUUCUAUUUAUUUAAGUCACUUCAGGUCAGUCUUGUAGGUUUGCGCUUCCUCUCCCUACCACUGAAAAUCUGCUUAACUACUUUGUACUGAUACUGUCAAAACCAAAUUUUCCUUCCUUUCCUUCUUCCUUCCUAGCCUUGGAGGUGCUUCUUUUAAAGACGGGUCUGUGUCAAUGUAUCACAGAUUUUCAAAGCUGCAUUUAAGGUGGGAAAUGUUGUUGGAAAAGAUAUUCUCAUGUGGGACACUUAAAGGAGGUUGUGUAUUUUUCAGGAAUUAGAGAAAAAACGGUUGUAUUGAAAAACAAUAGGCCAGAUAGGCUGGAAUUGAAUUUAUUUCUUUUAUGACAUUGCAUAGUGUGGUUUAUAUUAUUUAUGGUUCCCUGUAACAGAUUCAAUGCAAGACAUAUCAGGGAAUUUCCCACUACCAGAGUAUAUGAGGGAUUGGUUAAGGCUGAUCAACAGAAUUCAUAUCUUAGAGCAGUGGUUCUCGACUUAUGGGUCCCCAGAUGUUUUGGCCUUCAACUCCCAGAAAUCCUAAUAGCUGGUAAACUGCCUGGGAUUUCUGGGAGUUGUAGGCCAAAACUUCUGUGGAUCCACAGGUUGAGGACCACUGUCUUAGAGUAUAAGCCUAAAAUACAGACCACGGGUUAAUAUUCUUAGUCAACAUAUAUUUAUAUGUUUUUUCCCAGAUGGAUCUGAAAAGAUUCAAGGCCCACAGUUUAGAAACCCAUACUAUCCUUGUUCAUCAUCAUGUGCAAGUUUGUUUUGCAUGUGUCACCAUUCUGCUAGUUCUUAGUGAUUUUCAGAUCUUGAAGACCAUUUAUUGGUUAUCUUCUUCAAAAAAUUGCCAUAAUUUAAUCUGAGGCUAAACAAUAAUAGCUGUUAUCAUAAAAACUAUAAGUCGGUUUGAUAAAUUUAAUAUCAGUGCAGUUUUUUUGUUCAGGAACAGAAUAUAUAUCUUAUGUUGUUACUGAAAAACUGGGCAGAUUAUAGACACCUAAGACAAAAUCCAGAAAAGUGAGUCAAAUGAAAGAAUAAACCAAAAGACCAUUGUGUCUCCUAUUUGCUUUGAAGUCUGUAUGAUUCUUGGGAUACUUUUGGUCUUUCAAAUGUGAUUUGGUAGUGGGAAUCUGUAUACUUCAUGGCGGGGGAAGGUUCUUUUGAUUAAUCACUGAUCCAUCGUUUCCUCUCUCGCACACAUACUGUGACCUUCUCCACCUCCUUAGUUGGAUUUUAUUUUUCAUGUUAAUUUAACUUGACUUCUGCAUUCUUUGGUGUUGCAGGUCGGCUCUUCAUUCAAUGAAAAAUCAGAAUUGCACUGUAAACUGUUUGCUUUACACAUAGAGAUAAAAUUAUUGAAACAUU
Molecule: messenger RNA, 4599 nt
Organism: Anolis carolinensis (green anole)
Lineage: Eukaryota; Metazoa; Chordata; Lepidosauria; Squamata; Anolidae
Gene: hid1
Product: HID1 domain containing
Exons: 19
Coding region: 306-2696 (796 amino acids)
Cellular component (GO): Golgi trans cisterna; Golgi medial cisterna; membrane
Source: RefSeq, a predicted model, not a curated record